Opisthorchis viverrini is the source of this 300-nucleotide messenger RNA. RefSeq lists its product as hypothetical. The record is from RefSeq and is a predicted model, not a curated record. The transcript is spliced from 2 exons. Lineage: Eukaryota; Metazoa; Platyhelminthes; Trematoda; Opisthorchiida; Opisthorchiidae. The coding region runs from base 1 to 300 and encodes 99 amino acids.
AUGCAUUUUCAGUGGUUCUGCUAUAGUGGCAUUUCGACCGUUUUAUGGAAACAUUUUCCACUGUUCAUGGAAGAAGUAGCGAUAGGGAAGCCUGGCGUUGAAGCCCACGCAAACCUUGUAUACUUUCUUGAAAAAGCACUAUUCAUAAGGUUGACAAGAAUUCCUAAGAAGUCCGCGGCCAGUUUAGCCCUUCCACUCCGGGCUCGUCGGGUAGACAUAGUCCUCGAGUUCUCGUCAACCAUAUGUUCAAUUUGGAUCCCUAUUGUACGAAAUUCGCUAGAUAUUUGCAUACCAAUAUGA